This is a messenger RNA of Sodiomyces alkalinus F11, 1887 nucleotides long. RefSeq lists its product as hypothetical. The record is from RefSeq and is a predicted model, not a curated record. Gene Ontology annotation, biological process: peptidyl-histidine methylation, to form tele-methylhistidine. The transcript is spliced from 2 exons. Lineage: Eukaryota; Fungi; Ascomycota; Sordariomycetes; Glomerellales; Plectosphaerellaceae. The coding region runs from base 53 to 1393 and encodes 446 amino acids. Gene Ontology annotation, molecular function: protein-L-histidine N-tele-methyltransferase activity.
CACGUUCAACACAGGCUCAAGCGAAUUUUGAGUAAAUAUUUUUCUUUGGAAAAUGGCAUCAUCGUUCUCAUUUUCCUUUGGAGGCGACGACAUAGAAGAAGAUCAAGGGUCGAAUGAAGAAGUCACCAGCUUGGCCUCGAAAGUUGAGAAGCACACCUUGUCAGAGCCUGCAAGCGCCCAAGCCCAGCAGCAGCAGCAGCAGCAGCAGCAGCAGCAGCAACAACCGGCCACAGCCAGUGCAUUCCCCGUCGCCGGAAAGCCCCAGUUAACCCCCGCGCGACAUGCCUUGCGGGACCUCUUUCAGCAGCUGCCGUCCAAAAUCGCGUAUAGCCUCCUGGACGUAACUUUGGACGAUGGGCGCACCAUUGACCUACCACGGAGAGAGUUGUGGGAUGUCAGAAUUCAGCUGAUGGCCGAGGUCGAAACCGAGGAUGGCGAGGGGAGUGAGGGUCCCGAAGGACUCGGUGCCCACGACAUCAAGACGGGUGUUUACGAAGGGGGCUUCAAGAGUUGGGAGAGCAGCGUGGAUCUUGUCAAGGUACUGGGCGCCGAUAGGCACAUGAACGAGGCGCGGCGACGGCCGCUUCGUGUGAUCGAGCUUGGAUGCGGUACGGCGCUGCCUUCGCUAGCCAUUUUUCGAUGGGCUAUGGAAGCCCAAUUCGAGUCGGACGCGACUGGUCCCCAACCCCCGUUGUCCCUAGUCCUCGCCGACUACAACCCGACGGUGUUGCAGUUGGUGACCUUGCCAAACUUCGUUCUCGCCUGGGCUCUCGCUCAUCAGUCACGCGGCUGCACAGCGCUCCAGGGAGCAUUCGACCUCGAGGGGGAACUCGAGCUGACGCCUGAGGUGCUCGCAGCCUUCCGGGACUUCCUGGUCGCGUCCAACAUCUCGUUGGACUUCGUCUCGGGGGGCUGGUCGGCCGAGUUGGUGAAUCUCAUCUACGGACUGAGCCUCAGCACCAGCCCACAUGACAGCGACCGAGACAGGGAAGGUGCGAGUCAGGACAGUGUGAAAGAGCGCGAAAAUGACAAUGAGGGCGAGGCCAGGAAUGGGAAUGGGAAUGGGAAUGGGAAUGUGAACGCCAAUUCGGAUCCGACUCGGAAUGAGCGCCACGACACCUUGGUACUGGGCGCCGAGACGAUUUACUCGCCAUUCGCCCUUGAAGCAUUCACUGAAACGGUCUUUGCCAUUCUUUCCAGGGAACGGUCGUCGCCACAAGAGGGAUGCCAGGUCGAGUGCCAGGCCUUGGUUGGGGCCAAAAGAAUGUACUUCGGUGUCGGCGGGUCACUCGACGACUUUAUUGACAAAGCGAGGGACAAAGGGGCGACAGUGACCCAAUUAAGAGAAGAGGCGGAGGGCGUUCGACGAGGCGUUGUGCGUUGUGUCUUGUGAUUGGAUUGCUGUUGUCCUUUGCUCUCUUUUUCCCUUCCCUUUUUUUUCUUUUUUUUUCUUAUCCCGUCCCCCAACUUUUCACUCGUCACGAACCUGACGAAAUUGACGAAGGUGGUUUUCUUCCGUGGCUUUCAUCAUUCAAUGGAAUGGGCCAGACUCCAGGGUACCUGUGAUACCCAGUACCCACUGUUACCCACGAUUCAGCACCCACCUUACACGCCACGAAAAAAAUAUGGUUAGUCAGGUACCUCCUCUAGAGGUUGGGAUGCUUCCUGAACACGGUGGAUGUGGACGGUUGGGUCAGGGGAAAGUGGCACUGCUGAACAAUGUAACGAACCACGUUCGCGUAUCAUGAAUCGGAUUUCAAACACCUACCACAAACUCUUCUACGGAUUGAAUACCGCAUGUACAACGUACAACGUACCUCUGCUGUUGCGAACAGGUAUUAUUCGUACAUGUAUGUACUUGCUGAUUUGUCCGGGGUUCAUUGGCUG